AUGGCUCCCUCCACUCAGCAGCUUGCCGUCGCUGCCGUGGCCGCCGCGGGCUGCACGGCUUUCGUGGCCGCGCCAAGCACCGCCCGAGGGCCCACACUGCGCAGGACGACCCAGGGCCGAGCCUCUUCCUCUUCCUCCUCCUCCGGUACUGGCCUGGCAAUCUGUGGCCUCGGCGCCGCAGUGGGCGCCGCCAUCGCUGUGCCAAAGAAGGAGCGGGUCGCUCUUCGUGCUUUCGAGACAGAGCUGGGGGUCCAGCCGCCGGCGGGAUUUUGGGAUCCACUAGGCUUCACCAAGGGAGGUGAUGCGGCAUCCUUCCGCCGUCGACGAUACGUGGAGCUGAAGCAUGGGCGGGUUGCCAUGUUGGCAUGCCUUGGAUACAUCGUCCCUGAGUACUACCGCUGGCCAGGUGAAUUGUCUCCUUCUCUUGGCCUCAAGUUCACGGAUGUUCCUACUGGCUUCGCAGCUUUCUCCAAGGUGCCGCUUAGUGGCUGGGCGCAGAUGGUCUUCUUCGCCGGCAGCGUGGAGCUUUUCCAGUACGUCGACGAUCCCAAGCGGGCUCCGGGCGACUUCGAGAACGCAGGUCUGCUCGGCAUCCCCAAUGGCUUCAUGAAGGCUCCUGAGGGCCAGAAGGAGAAAAAGUUGGCUGCGGAAAUCGCAAACGGCCGUUUGGCAAUGAUGGCUAUCAUUGGCAUGUUCUUCCAAAAUGGAUUGACAGGACAAGCAUGGGGCGACUGGUCUCUGUAUACGGACUCACCGCUACGCGCUCUGACUCCGGCGCAGGAGAUCAUUGCCGGGACAGGCGGCCCUCUUCCCGACAACUUCUGGGAUCCCGCAGGCAUCACCAAUGGGAAGACCGAGAAGGAGAUCGCAAUGCUCCGGGCCAUGGAGCUGAAACACGGACGCGUGGCAAUGCUUGCAGUGCUCCACUGGUUCCACGUGGCCGCAGGUUACCACCUCUUGGGUGACUAUGCCAUUGGUGAGAGGAUGAGCAACGACCCCCUCGUCAGCCUGACCCAGCUGCCCAUGGGAGGCAUGUGGCAGGUGAUCUUCACCAUCAUGUGCUUAGAGUGGCUGACCACCUACAUCUGCAAACCUCCUGAGGACCGGCCCUGGGACGUGCUCGGAUGGAAGGGCAUCAUCGAUGAGGACUACCCCUCUGAGAUCUGGAACGGCUGGAAGCGCGUGCAGUGCCAAGAGCUGAACAACAGCCGCCUGGCCAUGGUGGCCAUCACCGGACUCGUGGCGCAGGACGUCGUCACCGGCGACUAUGUCGCAGGCGUGGGCAAGCUCUGCGGUGGGGCAGCGGUGUGCAACCAGCCCAUUGACUACUCUCCUUGGCAGAACCUUCCUCCCAUCGAUGACUUCGUGGCCAACGCCCCAUCUUGGGCCAACGGACCAGCCCUCUACGGCGUCAACUGA
This is a messenger RNA of Symbiodinium necroappetens, 1419 nucleotides long. The record is from the annotation of a GenBank genome assembly. NCBI's taxonomy places the organism in Eukaryota, Dinophyceae, Suessiales, Symbiodiniaceae.